This is a messenger RNA of Apis cerana (Asiatic honeybee), 6213 nucleotides long. RefSeq lists its product as uncharacterized. NCBI's taxonomy places the organism in Eukaryota, Metazoa, Arthropoda, Insecta, Hymenoptera, Apidae. The record is from RefSeq and is a predicted model, not a curated record.
CAAUUAGAGAAAAAUCUUUUUUGAAUCGAAAAUCGGACGCAUCGGACACGCUAACAUUUUCUUUUCAAACGGUUAAACUUCGUCGUGUGAGACGAGGAUCAACGAUCAAUCUCGUUAUUGCCGCGAAAACGUUUAUUGAAGCGACGCCCCUCGAGAACCGGUUCGGUGACAUUCCCGUCGAUCGUUCAAGCGACUAUAACUUUUAUCCGUAGACAAACGGUUAGGUUACUCGAUUCUCAGGAUUAUUUCGAGAUGUUCAUCCAUGUUACGUUUCUAACAAUUCUCUUUCGGUCGUCGCCAUCGAUAGAGUUCGUGCACCCACGUUACGGUACCAGGUACGACCGACCGGUUCCCCUUCCCUUCUCUUUUCUUCGUCCUGACUGCUCUCUCUCUCUCUCUCCCUCUUUCCGUCCUUUUCUCUCUCUUUCUCCCUCUCCCUUUUCCUGCGUCCAGCAUUACGCCAUCCGAGUCGGACGACGAUGGAUCGAGGUAUUCCAUUCGGUAGGAACAUGGACAUCGAAGGAGUGUGGACUCCCGCAAGCGAGUAGAGUGACGUUUCGGAAUUUCCACGCGGCGCGGCGUGGCGCGAGGCGAUCGAAACUCCACGAGGUCGAAUCGGUCGGCGAGCCGACGAUCGCGUUUCGAACUGUGGUCGUUCUCCGCGAUACCACCGAUGAGUCACACUACGCGUUCGCCUCGUUUCCCUCUCGCGUCUGUAACCACCGAUCUUUUCUAUCGCGCAAUCGAACAAAAAUAUUACACAUGUACGCGAAAACGCUUGUUAUUCAAACACUGAAUGAUAAAUAUAUAUUUAUUAAGUUGAAUUUCGAAGGACGAGUAUGUUUCCGACUCAAGACGGUUUUUUCGAACAUCGUUGACUUCGAAUCGUAUUCGUCGUAGGAGACGAUAGCGCACACCGUGUCACGAUACGAGGAUGGAUUCAAUGACGAUGACAUUGUUCGUCAUAGUGUUGGUGAUCGGCAGCACGACCGCCGCGUUGAAUCACGAUGGAGCGAAAUGUGGCGAGAAACAUUGCUCCACCAUCGAGUAUUGCAGUAGCUACGACAAAAGUUGCAAACCGUGUUCCUCCAUCUGUAACAAGACUGCUCGCAACUAUUUGCCCCAAGAGUGCUUCUCCGAUUGUCAAGUCUAUCUUCAUGACGAGCGAUACGUUCUUCUAAAUGAAUACGAAGAGUUGCGAGGAGAGGUUGGAAGAUUAUGGAUUCUAGUCUCGAUAUCCAUCACGAUAGCUUGCGUAUCGUUACUGUUGACUCUCUACUUGAUGUUCGCGAGAAAACUCACACGAUGGGAAAAGAUGCGAGCUGCUAUAAGACGAAGUUUCGCUAGUAAAAAGAUAAAGAGAAUGUCGAGCAACAACAGCGACAAUAGUGUGGGUAAAACCAACAAUAAUAACAAUGAUCGUAACAGAGCAACGCUCCAAGAUGCGGAAUUGGGCACAUCAAAGCAAAACGGAUUGAAAUUAACGAUGCCCACAAUCAGCGCGAGCGUGGCUCCAUCUCGAUAUUCAGAGAACGAAACCAGACAUGGAAACGGAAGUUCAGCCGGAAGUGGGAGCGGCAGUGGGACUGCAGUCAGUAAUGUGACUCCAAACACCACUAGCACUUCACUCUCGAGAAGGCAUCCAAGCGAGGAUACCACUCUCGACUACGCUUAUGAUAAUCCAGCGAUGACACCAAGCCCGGAAUCCGUCCAGUUAAGAACGAAGCGCGAGAGUUCCUUUUAAACUCGAAUCGAAAUCGAAUCGAUUCGUGUGGUCCAUUCGGAUAAUAACUAUGACAAUUUAUUGAAAAUGUUAUCUCCUCACCGAUUUUAACGAGCUUGAAGUAGUGUUUAGUAGUGUAUAGAGUGGUAUAUAGUGAUAGUAGAUAUGGACGUAAAUAUAUGUGUAUAGAAUAGACUUUUAGGAACACGAGAAGAAAACUAGGAGAUAUGAAGCCACCUGUAUAUAUAAAUUAGUGGUGCACUCUACAGGCAAGUUGAGUUAUUAAUAGUUAUUCAGUUAUUAAUACUAUUUGAAGUUAACAUAUUAAUAUGGAUUCAAUAAAAUUCAAUUUUGUUUUCGGUUUCAAUAUCGCAUAACUUUAGGAAUCAAUCAAUGCUAUUUGCUAAAGAUGAAAUAUGAGAUUUUUAAUAAUUGUACAUAGAAAUGUUUGAAUUUCUCAAGUUUGCUCGGUGCUUUGUUAACAUUUUUUAUCCUGCAGUGAUAGAACAAUGAAUAAAAAGAAAUUAAAGAAAAUAAAAGAUAAAUACAAGAUAUAUACAGGUACAAUAUUACUAUAAUCAAUUUAAUAUCGUUUUAAGUACAUUGUGAUUGAUCUCAUUUUCAUCAGCAAAAUCGAGUGAUAAACAUAUUUUUAUAAAAAAGAAAUUAAAAUUAUUUUAACUUAUUACAUUUGAAUGCCAGCAGAAAUGCUUCGAAUUAUUGAAUUGGACAUAUUGAAUUGCACAAUUGACUGAUUCUAAGAUUUCCUUAUUGCGAUAACAAUCUAUUAUGGAGAUAUACGUUGUUAAGGACAUUUUGAGGAAUUUCUUCCCAUAUAGGCGGUCAACCUUGAUUUUUGAAUUAUAUGAGUUAUAUGUUAAUUUUAUAUAGUAUAAAAAUAUUUUUUAUAUUAUUAUAUAUUUGUACUUUUGUUUUUUGUAUUUUUGCAUAUUCCAGUAUAUAUUUCUUAUAUAAAUAAUAUCUAACUUAUCUUAAAUCAUUAUCUUAAAUCAUUUUCAAUAAAUUGUUCUUUCUUUUGAACUAAAUAAAAAGGCAUAUAAUGAUAUAAUGAAUAUAUGUCUAAUAUAUUUCUAAAAAUUAUCUAACUUGUUAUAUUUGAAUAUUAUAUUAAAUACAAAUUUAUUUUUAUAUCAGCAAAUUAAAAUCUAAAGAUAAAAAUGUAUACAAAAAUAAAACUUUCGUUAUUUUUAAAAAAAAUAUACUUACAGAAGAAGAACUUUCGACUUCUUAAUAAAAAUUACCUAAUAUAUUCAUAGUGUGAAAAAUUUUUAACAUAUAAUUCGAAAACUGAGACAACUAACUAAUUAUAUUAUAUAUAUAGAAGAAGUUGCUGAAAAUGUCCUUAAUAUAUUUCAGACUCAUUGAAAUCAGUGAGGAAGUUUACGAGCUUUUCAACAAAAUCAUCUUUAAUUUGUAAAUAGAAUAUUUCUAAGUACUUAAUCGCGCUCGUCCGUGCGAGAAAUCGCGCGACUUCACGCAGAUCCUUAUCAGCCAUUCCGUCCAUAAUGAAAGGCCUUUCGAGCGAGAGUUGGCCGGUGACUAUAACGAGGUCAACCUUCGCAUAGGUCAGCGACGGUGCACCGACCGACCGAUCGAUCGAGAAACAAGCGCCACGCUCAAUUCAAAUGCUCAACCCUCGAGUUUUUUACUCGUAUCGUGUCUUUCGGACAAUUGCGCGCGUUUCUCUCUCUUUCUCCCUCUCUCUAUUUCUUUCUUUUUUAUAAAUAUAGAUAGUAGAUGAUACUAAAAUUAAAAAUUAAUUAAAUAUUCGAAAAUUGGAUUUUAAACAUUUAAUGAAAUUGAUUUUUUGAAUGAAUGUAAGUUGAGUUUACAGUUUUGUUUGUACAAUAAUGCUCAGUUAACAGAAUUAGGUUAGAAUGUAUCAAUUAUCCAAAGAGUUAAAAAUAUUUUCAAAAUUAUUGAUGAUUUUUUUUUGUAGAUUUCUAUAAAUAUUCUAAAAAUAUUUUCUAUAAAUAAGAAUGGAAAAAGUAUUCAUCUUUGUUUUACAAUAUAAUAUUAUAUACAAUAUUUAAUAUAUUUAAAGUUUUUGAAAUUGAUCGACGAGACAGUAAUUUAAGCAAUGUUCAAGAGAUCUAUUAUUAUAGUUAAAGCUAUUGCUUAUCAACUAAUUGCCAUUUGUCCAUCUUUAGGAGCGAAUUGAUAUCAUUAUUUUAUAGUUAUUUUUUAGUAGAUUAUAUAAAAAAGUUUAUGAAUAAUUGUUAUUGUGAAUGAAAAAAUAUCAAAAUCGUCAAGUAAAAAAUAUGAACAAAUUAUAAAAAUAUCUUUUCCUUAAUUCGCAGGGAAAUCUGUGAAUUGAUUGUGUCGAUUAAAUAUCGAUGCAUUUAUUUAUAUAUAUGCAUUGUUUUCUUGGAUCGACUUUAGAGACAUAUGUGUGGUUUAAAAAAUUGAAAGUUUCAAUUUCAAAAAUUAGAUAUAACUUUACGACAGUUAAAUGGGCAGAAAGUGCAGUUAACUGGAUAUUAUCGAAUAUAGAAAAUAAUAAAUGAAACAAAAAGUUUAAAAAUCAAAAUAAAUUAUAUAUUUCAUAGUAAAACGAAGUUUAAAAAUCAAAAUAAUAAUAUUAUAUGUUUCAUAGUUGUAUAUAAUAUAAUAGAAAUCUUCUUUGAUGGUUUAAAUGAAUAGCAAGCAUUUAUACUCUGAAUUAGUGAUUAACUUAAUCAGUAUUGAAACACUAGUGUUCCAAGAACAUUAGUUACAAGUAUUUUUAUAAAUGAAAUUAUGAAAGUGAUUAGCUAUGAGUUUUUAGCAAUGUUGUAAUAAUUUUAUGACUUUUAAUUUUUUUUAUAAUCAAAAGUGUUAUGUGAUUUUGAAAAUAUAAAAUCUGGAUAUGGUUUAGUUUUUACCUUUUCUACAGUAACUUUAGUGAUUUCGAUGUUUCGCAAAUUUUUCUUAUAAUCAAAAAUAUUUUGAUUAUAAAAAAAUACUAUUGUAGAUCAUUUCGUGUAAUUAUCCAAUUUUUAUUUUUAUAAGUGAUCAAGUGAAAAUAUCAAGAAAAUGCCUUAGAAAAGAAAGAUAUGUGAAUUUAUAAGUUAUGGAAUUUGUGAGUUUUGAAGUGCAAUGUUUAUGUUUGAAUAUUUGAAAGUGAAUGUUAAUGUUGAAUAGAGAAUGAUUUGAAUAUUUGAAGGUGAAUGUUAAGAAUAAUAAUAGAAUUGUAGAAUUAUAGAAACAAAAUGUCUAAAAAGAGGAUGUUUUAAUAAUUAAUGGAAAGUAUCGAUAUCAUCAAAAAUCUAAUUCAAGAUUGAAUCCAAAAUAUUUUUCUUCUAUUUUUAUAACUCAGAAGUAAAAAAUUAGAAACAUUUACGUAGAUUUAUAAUUUAUUUGUGAUUUUUUUAAAAUGCAAUUUAAAUAUUCGAAGAAAAAUUAAGUUAAGAUAUUAUAAUAAAUUAUAGACGAUAUAAGCAGGCUUGCUAGAAAAAUUCAUUUUAUGCAAAGCAACUAGUUGCUUAAUUAUUGGUUUUUUUUAUCUAUUAUUCUUUCAUUUUCUAAAUAAUUUGGCUAGUUCAUUAAUUAUAUUAUUUUUCUUAUUCUUAUAUAGUUUAAAACUGUCAGUUUUGAAAUAAAUUAAACAUUUAAGAUCUGAAAUAAGGAAUUGCUUAUUAUCUAGUUGUUUAUUAUCAAAUAUAUUAUUCAAUUUGAUUUUAUUCUAAAAUGGUAAAAUUGUUAUCAACUUUGUUACAAUAUUAUUUUUUUUUAGAAAAAAAUGGAAUAUACCCUGUCACUAAGUGAUUUUUAAUACAUAAAGAUUUAUUUUAUUAUGGCGUAUUUUCACAGAUUUCUCAUUUUAUGACUUUUUCAGACAACUUCAAAUAAAAAAAAAUGAACUACUAAUUUUGAACAAGAAAACAAUUGCUUAUAUCAGAUCAAAGCUGUCUUAUUUUCUUUCAUUUUUUCUACAAAGGAAAUUUUUUUAAAAAUAUUGCAUAUAGAAGCAAAAUGAAAAAUGGAAGAAAAUACCUUCAUAAUAAAAAAAAGAUAAUUGAAAGAAGAUGUUUAAGAUUUUUUAAUUUUAAAUUUCAAAAUAUUUACAGGAUCUUGAAUUUCCUCCUUCUUACUACUAUAAUUAUUAGACUACUAAUUUAUAUACUUAAUAAUUAUGUACUUAAUAAUUGAUAAAUUCAAUAAGAGAUUCUUCAUUAACCGAAAGAAAGAGAAACAGAGAGAGAAAGAAUUCAUUCGUGAGGUGAAUCUCGCUAACCUUAGGAUAAUAAGUCCCGUACAACAAUCGUUAUAAUCUUGUCUCGUUCAGCGUUCGUUCGAUCUUCCUCGUCGUAGAUAUUAUCGUAGAUUACAUAAUCAUCGACGACGAGAAAUCGAUGUCUUCCAACGAAACGAAACGUCACUUCUGUUCGAGUCAAAAAAAAAACAUUCAUUUGUAUUGUUUGCAGAUAUUUUUAGUUUUUAAGAUGUUUUCCGUUAUUAAAUAAAUGCAAGUGUGCACAUGAGAUUUA